AUGGCCGAUCUAAUUGCCUUUCAAACCUCACACCAUAGUUUCUUCUCGCGAUCCAACAUGAUCCCCCGUAACGCUCACAAGAGGUCCGUCUCUUCGGAGCACCGAUCCCUAUCCCCUGACCGCACCGUCACCAAAGCAAAGUCCACAACCAAUCUUGCAGAUGUCGCCUCUGUCAACGGCAAGCCCAGAUCGAAAUUCGAUGACAGCGCUUUCAGCACCUUACAGGACCCACGAUUGGCGGACGGCUCGGAGGUUUCACAUUCAACGUCAUCAUCUCACCACCCGGACUUGAGCAAUGAAGUCGCAGCAUUAUCCGUGAAAUUGAUCCAGGCUAUUAACAACCAAACCAACCUUGAUGACAGCUUGGUUGCUACACGCCAAGAGUUAGAAUUGGCCCAGGGCAAGAUCCAAGCUCUCGAGUUUCAGAACGACAAAUAUCGACGAGACUUGGAGAACAGAGUUUAUAUUAAAAAGUCCGAUUCAGAUCGCGAGAUCCUACAAUUACGAAAUGCUCUUGCGGAGGAAACGAGUCAGCGCACGGCCGCUGAAAAGGGAAAGAAGACAAUUGAACAGGAACUGGAGACUCUGACUGCAGCUCUCUUUGAAGAAGCCAACAAGAUGGUAGCUGCAGCCAAGAUCGAACGCGAGGCGGUGGAGAAGAAGAACGAACAAUUACGUUCACAAGUCAAGGACACCGAGUUACUCCUGGCGUCGCAUCAAGAUCAGCUAGCUGAACUCAAGUCUGUUAUGCAAGGGAUGCAUCUCCACAAGGACGAAAUCGAAACCCGCCCGACCACUACCCCACCGUCUCCAGCACAAGCCCCCGGGUUUGCCAACGUGGAGCUGGAGACGAUUCCGGUGUCAAUUGAGAACGAAGAAUUCACACCGGGGCCUUCGUGCGACUUCCCCCAGAUCCUCCGCAUGAUCUGCCGUACGGAUCUGCAGGCCUAUGAAGACUUCCGCGAUCUGUUGGUACUCUCUCGCAGCUCCAAGCCACCAAGCCGGGCCACGAGUGGGUCAUACGGAGGCCUGAACGUGAUGGGUCUCGCAAGCUUUGCAAGCGGUGGAGCUUCCUCGGUGACUUCAUCGCCUACCAAGGGAUUCUCGCAUUCGCCCAAUGGGAGCAUGUCCUCGACAACCGGGUCACAUGUGCCCUUGAAGGAAACCAAGUUCUACAAGCGCGUACUGACGGAAGACAUUGAGCCUACACUCAGACUAGACCUUUCGCCGGGGAUCUCGUGGCUGACGCGUCGCUCUGUCCUCAGUGGCAUCUGUGAAGGCAGCUUGGUGGUAGAGCCCAUGCCGGCGGCAGCCAAGAAAUUCGAAUUCCCUUGCUCUGUCUGCGGUGAACGCAGACCAAGCGGGCCUCAUGAGAGGACCCACCGUUUCCGCACGUCUGAUAGCGAGACCGCCCAGCGAUAUUCACUCUGUCUUCUUUGCCUGGAACGCGUGCGCUCAUGCUGUGAGUUCACUGGGUACUUGCGCCUGAUUCUCGAUGGUCAUCUCCGCGCAGGUGAUACCGAAGAAGAGAAGGAGAUUUGGGAUGAGACUAUCCGCCUGAGAGAACGAAUGUUUUGGUCUCGAAUUGGUGCUGGUAUAAUACCGUUGAAUCGCGCACCAGCGCCUCAACCGGAAGCCUCAGAUGUUAACACUGUGGAUGAUGAUCAAUAUCUGCGCCCUGUGGACGUCAGUAUCGAUCAGAAGGGGCCAACGGAACACCCCAUUGCAUCCGAAAUUGCAGGCUCUCAAUUCGUCAGUGCCAGCUCACCUCGACCUCAAAGCUCCAUUUACGACAGAGACGAGGAAGACACCGCUUCAAUCGUGGACGUGGAACACAAGCGAAUCUCCAUCGAUUCCGAGCACAGCAUAUACGAAGAAGCUACCGCGGAUGUGGAUGCCGUUGAACCAAGUACCACGGAUCACAACCCCGUCGUGCCCUCGAUCACUCAUACUCAAGAGCCCGACACAGACAAUAAACCCACUGAUCUGAGCACCUCUUGA
Messenger RNA from Penicillium brevicompactum, 2001 nucleotides. RefSeq names its product guanine nucleotide exchange factor SEC2. The record is from RefSeq and is a predicted model, not a curated record. The transcript is spliced from 3 exons. NCBI's taxonomy places the organism in Eukaryota, Fungi, Ascomycota, Eurotiomycetes, Eurotiales, Aspergillaceae. Gene Ontology annotation, cellular component: cell tip; Golgi to plasma membrane transport vesicle. Gene Ontology annotation, molecular function: guanyl-nucleotide exchange factor activity. Gene Ontology annotation, biological process: exocytosis. The coding region runs from base 1 to 2001 and encodes 666 amino acids.